CGAUAUUGUAUGUUUGCUACAGUGGCAUAUAAGAGAUUCAGAAGAUGGGCAGGAGCUCGGAAAUCCGGAACGAAGAAACCAGUGACGAUGUGCCAUUUAGCCAUCUAGGAUUACGGGAGUUCGGACCGAUCUUCCUUACAAUGCUCUCAGAUUCACUCCGACGGGAGAUUGGGCAACAUUUCGUAGUGGGAUUUCAUGGACAAGAAGUGAACGAUGACAUACGGAGACUGAUACAGACGUACUUUGUGGGAAGCGUGAUUCUGAUGAAAAGGAAUGUAAAGGAUGCUGAGCAGAUUAAGAGGAUGGUAUCGGAGCUGCAAACGAUCGCGAAGGAGGCAGGUCACGAAAGGCCAUUGCUGAUUGGAACGGAUCAGGAGAAUGGUAUGGUGUCGGCGAUGAGUUCGUCCACGGCAGCGACGCAAUUCCCCGGUGCCAUGGCUCUCGCAGCUACGGGCUCGCCAGAGAUGACCAGAGAUGUGUACGCAGCAUCCGGAAAGGAGUUGAGAUUGCUUGGCGUCAAUUGGGCAUACAGUCCCGUAGUGGAUGUGAAUUCCGACAUGAAAAAUCCGGUUAUUGGAGUGAGAUCCUUUGGAAAUGAUGCCGAGGAGGUUGCAAAAUAUGUUGUAGCAGCGACCCAGGGCAUCAUGUCGUCGAAUGUCGCACCUACUGCAAAGCACUUUCCUGGGCAUGGUGAUACCCAUGUUGACUCACACCUUGCCUUGCCGCGGAUCAACAAAAGUCGAGAGGAAAUGGAGCUGACGGAACUGAUUCCAUUCCGGAGGGUGAUUGAGGAGAAGUGUGCUACUAUAAUGACGGGACAUAUGGCGCUGCCCUUGGUGACCGGCGGGGAUAUACCUUGCUCGUUGUCGAGGCAGAUUACAACGGGGUGGCUGCGAGAAGAUCUGGGUUUCGAGGGCGUGGUGGUGACGGACUGCCUGGAAAUGGAUGCUAUUGCUGAACCGAACCAGGGUGGCUGUGGCGUCGAAGAGGGCGCGGUUCGCGCACUGGAGGCAGGUGCAGAUAUCGUGAUGAUAUGUCAUACGAUGGCGAGACAAGUGGGCACCAUUGAACGUGUGUACGACGCGGUCCAGGCAGGAAGAAUCAGCGUCGACCACUUGAAGGGCAGUGGCGAUAGAGUGAAGGUCUUGAAGGACCGGUUCACUGACUGGUCUCUUCCUGCAGACGACUGGAACACGGUCAAGGCUGAGAGUAAAAAGCUCAGCGAGGAGGCGUACCAGAAGUCCACUGCUAUCCUCCAGAACGGCACCUGGCUCAAAGCUACUGGCACCGUCGUGUGCUACACCCCUCGACCAGAAAGCUUGAACAAGGCCAUCGAUGACGCUGACGGAGUUUUGAGGGACGGUGCUGGCAGAGUCCGAAACACCGCUGGACCAUCAUUUGCUGCACUGGCUCAGUCCAUCUCCAAGAGAACAAAAUGCGUGCAUGUCGUGUAUCCUAGUGACGAUCCAAUCGAUUGGAACGACGUGUCUGGUAUCGUGUUUGUCUUGAGGAACGCGGAUAGGUCGCGCUGGCAGCUGGAAUGGAUGAAGAAAGUAGCGGAAAGAGGGAUAAAUAUGGUGCUGGUAUCUUGCUGCACGCCGUACGACUUGAACGGAGUCGACGUCGAGCAGGGAUGUUUGGCGACGUUUGAGUUUACUGUGCCUGCAUUCGACGCGGCAGCUCGUGUCAUUUUUGGCGAGGCACGUGCCGAAGGACAUUCGCCCGUAAUUACCUAAUUUAGACUCGAUCUAAUCUCCCACGUGCUGAACAUAGCCUCUGUUGG
This is a messenger RNA of Desarmillaria tabescens, 1783 nucleotides long. RefSeq names its product glycoside hydrolase. The transcript has 4 exons. Gene Ontology annotation, biological process: peptidoglycan turnover; carbohydrate metabolic process. Lineage: Eukaryota; Fungi; Basidiomycota; Agaricomycetes; Agaricales; Physalacriaceae. The record is from RefSeq and is a predicted model, not a curated record. The coding region runs from base 45 to 1736 and encodes 563 amino acids. Gene Ontology annotation, molecular function: hydrolase activity, hydrolyzing O-glycosyl compounds.